Amoebophrya sp. A120 is the source of this 7706-nucleotide messenger RNA. The record is from the annotation of a GenBank genome assembly. NCBI's taxonomy places the organism in Eukaryota, Dinophyceae, Syndiniales, Amoebophryaceae.
AGGAGGACCAUCCGCAUGGACCUUUCUUUUCGUAGUUGAACUCGUUCCCGAGAAAAACCCUACUAUCAAACACUGAAGGUCGUGAAGACGAGACCACGGACUUCAUUCUUUUAAAGACACAUCUACCCUGGUAGAGCCUUUUUUUUUCAUCUACCCUGGUACAGAAACCACCAUGACGAGGCAACCUCCCACUGGAACUACGGGCGUUUGUCUCUCCGCCGCGACCAGGGGAAAAACGACCACGCGGAAAACGACAGUGAGGAUGCGGCUGCCCUCCGUGAUGUCGGCCGUCACGCCCGCGUUGCUUGGCGGCGGCGGGAUAAGCCUUCUCCUCGGUGUGGAGGCUGUGGUGACGACGCGGGUGCAGCAGAAAACUGCGUCACAUGCUUCUGCUUACAUCUAUCCGUGUGACGGUGAGCAUGAAGUAGAGACCAAUUGCUUCACCAUCGGUGAAAAUUCUUAUUGCCUAAAAUGUGGGUGCAACCCGGGUUACGCGAGAAAACAUUGGCUCACGGGAGCAUGGGUCACCAAAGCUCUUUUGCGGUCCGAGCCUCUUACUAUUAAACCUUGUGAGGAGGUCUGCGACUUCACGUGUCCGACGGAUCCUGCGAAAAUAAACUGCGAGUCGAAUGCGGUCAAGGAUGCUCGUUUCGGUGAACCGCCGUCUGAGAAACCUGGGGUGUAUGUGUCCAGCGGGGUGGACCCGGCCGCGGCGGGGAAAUGUUUUCUGCCACUUGAAGGAGAUGCCGAUAAUCUAGCAGAAAUGGUGUUCGAUUUCACCGGCUUCCGCACCACCUACGAGGACGCAACGCAAGCCAGUAACCAUGUUAUGCCGUGCAAAUACAUAUGGCUGAGUCCUCUGAAGAAUAAAUGCGAGCUUGUGCUAAAGUCACUUCCCGUUGGCCGUACUGUGCACAGGUAGUAAAAGCGGCCCCGCUUUAUUUCUUGUCACGACACGCAGAUAUGGUCGGUCGCUUUCGCAUGGUGGUCGCUGAGCGUCGUCGCAAGAAAACAUCGACUGCUUCGGCAUGUAGUGCAGAUUUAUUUCUGAGCAAUGCAAAAAUGCAUGACAACGGGACCCAGCUCCAUAUUUGCACCGCAUAGCUUGGAACCAGAAGGAAAAGUGUGAGGAGUUUUGUGCUUCACAGGACGAGUGCCUCGGGUUCGUGCUGUGGAAGGGGGCAAAGAAGGCGGUAGAUGAAGCUUGGGAUAUAGGUGAUCUGACGGGGGCGGAUUCUGAUGGUAAGACAAAAUGGCGGUGUGUAUACUUCGACGGGUCAGAGGGUGUUGACGUGCUGGACGAGUUGGCAAUGGUUCCAGAGGGCACGCUAUGACCUGUAAAUCUGUCUGGGCCUGGGAGAAUGCAGAUUUUUGCAUACGGAUACAUAUUAGUGGGGACCUGCGAGUAGAAGGUCCGCGAUGCACGCGGAGCAUAACAAGAUCCGCGAAGGGGUCUUCCUUGUGCUUAGUCCGCAUAAAAAGAAAUGGCCCGUGCGGGUCGUGAGAAAAAGUGUGCGCUUUCAUUUCUGCUCACGAUGGUGCAAGACAGAUUUUAGUGUGCUCCGGACCCAGCAUCACAAGUUGCAAUGUUCCAGAGGACCCAGACAUGCUUGCAAUGCAUACACUCCGUAUCGAGGCAGAAUGGCAUACGGCGUCCAGAAGUGGUGCCCCUGUACGGAGUGCAAGGAUGGCCAGACGUUUGAUACCAACUCGCAGAAGUGUAAAUGCACCGGCGCCAACCAAGAGGUGAACGUUGCCGGAGACUGUGUGUGCAAGGACGGGUACAAGGAUGACGGCGGGAUUUGUGUCAUGGAUUGCGACCUGACGUGCCCCGUCGAAGUCAUGUGCAAGGACUAUGAUGCGAUUUACGGGUCCGACACGAAAAUUCAAGGGGGCAGGUUCGUGACGCACCCGGUUGCGGAGAAUGCUUGUGGUCCGCUGAACGAUAUGCAUUGCAAAUAUAUCUGGGUCGGGAAAAGGAUUGCAACAGCUGCCAUGCACAUUUUGCAUGACGCAUGCUCUCUGUGAUGUAUGCCCUAGCUGCACCGAGGAUUUUUUGAGUGCUUUUUGAUCCUCUUUCCGCGUAGCAAAAAGUGGACGCCUCUUGCUGCUCAUGCAAUACGGAUGUUUUUACAAUCCACAGGCAGCAUUUUUGCCUGGCCAGCGAAUGACCCCAGGGCAACCGGAUGGCUGUUGCCUGGUUAUCAGCGGCUUCGGCGAUCGAUCGUGCCCCUAUGGCCUUGUAUUCCGGGUACUCCGGAUCGCGCAACUAACCAACCAACAAGUUAGUUGGACUGCAAGUUCGAUCCUCCUGUUGGGAAUUGCUACAAGGUGUACAACUUUUCCAGACCCAGACCACAUAUUUGCAUUGCAUAAAGGAUAUUGCAGGCAAGACUCACAAACAGCUGUUCGCGGACAACGUUAUGACGUACGAAGCAGACGGCGGGAAAGGGGCACUGGCCCCGACUGCAGAGGAUUGCGAAACAGAGUGCGCUGGAAAUGCUGAGUGCGAAGGGUUUGUCACGUUCAAUACCAAACAAGACGGCGACAACGUCAACAAGUGGAAGUGCUAUUGCUUUGGUACCAAGGCUGGAACCCAUUAUCCUUAUCCAGACAGCAACAAUGUGACGGACACGGAGAACGACAGAAUUCGGCACCUCAGCAAGUGGUGCCCCUGCAAUACCUGUCCAAAUGGCAAGUUCUUCGACCCGACUGGUGCGCGGGGCAGUAAUUGCAAGGAGUGUCUUGCAGAUGCACAUGCACCCAAUUGGGACAGCAACAGUCACCAGUGCGUCGCGGAGUGCCCGAACGGUUACCCUGGUGCCGACUAUCCCUAGUGGAAAAACCUACCCAGUACCCUGUAUAGGUCAGACGGGAAAUAGAAAUAAUUACAGUCAUGAUUUGCUACAUCUAGAGGACAAAUAAUCCAGAAGUUCUUCUUCUUUUGGAACUUACGCAUGACAAGCAGAACUUGAACUUUGGACAUGCAAGGCAGUCCUGGCUAGCGUCCCUAGCCGCAUAGCCAACUCACUAGCAUAACGAAUUUCCAAACACGACUUCUUCUAAAGGGCUGCCAGGGGGAGUCGAGUGCUCUCUUUUUCUUUUGCUUCUCCGAGAAGCAAAAGAAAAUCCAAAGAGAAUUAACUGAAAUCCAUGCGCGAAAAGUUUCGAAAAAAAAAAGAUUGGCAGGACAAUUCUAGGUAGUUGGGUACGUUUUUCUACAGGAUACAGACAAAGUGUGCGUCGCGUGCGGCGACAGAAUGAAGCCCAACGAGGACGGGAAUGCCUGCGAAUGCGAAGACGGGUACGAGAUGCAAGGGGACACGUGUGAGGCUCCCGUUUGUGAUGACACCGUGACACUAAGUGACGGCGGUACUCCUGUUGCAGUUGAAAACGUACGGGCCUCCGACGGUAAGUGUGCGUGCUUAGGUGGCUACAAGAGAAACACCACCAGUGGCUGGACGGAGGUCAAAGAAAAACAAGAUGACCCCGACGCCCCGUACGUUCCGUGCCAGGCGGAGACCUGCGAACUCACCUGCCCGACGGCCCCGAGUGAGAUAAACUGCCAGGCGGCUGCAAUUACGGAAAUCGUUGAGACAAACGGCAAAGGUAUGUUCGUGAGAAGCCCCUUCGCCGGGCAUUCCCGUUGUGCGCCCAAGCUGGAGGCGAACGCCACGAACGUUCGCCCCACAAUCCUCGAUCUGACGCUGAACUGGAGCGAAUACGGGCAGGACCAAAAGCAAGCGACCAGCGGCAGCGGUCAGUUACCAGAGUGUGAGAAAACGUGCGCCAAAAAGCACGGCGACUCGUGCAAGGGUUUUCUGGUUUUCAAGAGCACAGAUGACGAAACCCUGGAUGGUGGUAAUAAGUGGAGGUGCCGGUUCUUCAACAACACCUAUCCGGAAGUGGAUAUUAAAAGGAAAAAAUCCCUCCUCCCUAUAUCAAAACAAAGUUUCUAAUGCUGGAUUUGCGUACACAAAUCAGAUCUUGCAAUUGCAGGCCUAUAUCGAGCCUGAGCCGAGAGGUUUUGGCCUAGGCGCUUAGCAUGACAGACGUUGACGCUGUACUAGGUCGAACAGCAUCACAGACCGCCUGCAUAAUGCGGCGGACAUUCUAAAUCUGCCCUCUUGCGAGACAGACGCCAUUUGUGGCCACAAAUCAGCGCCGCAAAUCUUCAACAGCAUGGCUGUUCAACAUGGGGAGGGGGGAUUUUUCCUGACGAUAGAUGAACUGGCUCCGUUAGACUUGCCCUCCGGAAGCGGAAGGAGCAACAUUAAGUACAUGAGCAAGUGGUGCCCCUGCACGACUUGCCCCGCGGACCGGCCGAACUGGAACCUGACUGAUCAGGACUGCACCGCUUGCCCGCAGGCCACGCCGCAUUGGCACGCCGCAAACCAGACCUGCGUCGCGGCCUGCCCGGCGGGAACACACGCGGAGGCAGAAACUGGGCAUUGUGCGGAAAACGUUCUUGCCUGCUCUUGCCCCCACGGGAUACGCAUAGUGCAUGUACUGGGUCUGGAUGAGUGCGAACUCAAUGUUGUGAUGCGUAUUUUCUUAGAUCACGCAGAAAUCUGUCGUGCACUUGCCUUGGACACAAAAUUUGAACAGAAUUUUGCCCCCUUGCUUUUGUGAUGUCACCGAAAGAUGAGGGCAUCUGCUGAUUAUAUGCGGAUUUUUACGCAACACUGCAAAAUGUCCUUUCUCAAGAACUUUUUGAUGCUAGGACUUUCCUGCAAGCGAGACGACCUGGUGGGUCGUGCGAAAACACCAUGACAAUCUGCAUUCACUCAGACGCCAGACAUGUUUUUGGUUGAUAGGGUACUCCGGUGGCGGAUUUGGUCUGUGCCGCGAAUUAUGCAUUGCAGAAGCAUCGCUAUCGUGCUUGUACUAGUGCAAUACAAAUUAAUAGCGGAGCGUGACGAAUGAGAUUUGUCAUGCUGAUGUAGCUUGAAAAAGAGACUUGUCAUGCAUGAUUGCGAUUAGUACGAGUGCGAUGCUUUUGCGAUGCAUACGGAUGAGGUGAAGUGCGAAAAAUGCAAUGCCGGGUUUCACGACGCUGGAAACGGCUGCGUGGCGAAUGAUAUCAAGUGUAAAAAUGUCUGGGUCUGGAAGAUUGCGAGAUUUGUCAUGCGUAUUUCGGAUCACCCAAAUGGCGUCUGAUGCAGGCAAAAGCAUCACAGGUUUUUGGCACGCCUCAUGAUGCCUGUCCCGCAUGAGAAACUUCCUACUUGCGUGCCAAGAAAUGGACAGCUUUUGGCGCUCAUGCAACACAAAUUUUUGCGUGUUCCAGAGUUUGCAUCACAAGUUCCAACCCUUCCAGACCCAGACAUUUUUACAGGUGAUAAACGAGUGCACGUGCGACAGCGGGUAUGCAAAAAAAAAAAACUGUGUAAAUGUAAGUUAUCUGUGAUGGAAAGCAUGCUGAACACAGUAUACAGUUGUCAUGCUAGCCAGGGAUUAUAGAGUCCGAUUUGUUCAUAUGUGUUGCCCUACGUACUGGCUGCGCAUCAUGACAGGAGGUUUUCUCUGUGGUCAUGCAGAACUACAUAUUUGUCAUGCUGUCGCGCCAAGACACCUAACAGUAACACUGACACAGUUUUUUUCUGGGAUAGCGGGGCAGACACCGAGGUCGCAGCGACGGGAGAGGCAUGUCCGACGCACGGAGAGAGCCUGUGCGUGUGCAAAGAGGGGCUUGUAUGCAUUGCAAAUUUGUCUGGGUCUCCUGGAAGAUUGCAACUUGUCAUGCUAUAGCUUUGGACUCUAAAAAAAUUUUUACAGCAUGAAGAGCAGCAGGAGGACUCCAGUUGUUGCUAUGCGUUCGCAGACGGCAUUUCUCUUCAUGCGGGAGAGGCAACAUCAAGAAGCCCGUAAAAAACCUGUGAUGCUAGGGCAUGCAUCACAAACAUCAUGGGUGAUGCAAAAUGUGCAUGACGAGCGUUCCACUCUUCCAGACCCAGACAUAUGUGCAGCUGAUAGCUCGAGCGGCAAAGCGACGGAACUUGUGCGACCACGACACUGUCCGACUGCCCCUGCACGCACGGCACCGGCGUAUCCAAGAAAAAAACGUUGUAGGUGUAACUUUUUUGGAGGAGCAGCAUUACAAAUCUGUCGGGCAUGACAGCAAAAACCUGUCAUGCGCAGAUAGUACGUGAAAACGCCCUUUAAUGGGCCCUAAUAAGCACGACAGACGCAAUCAUCUUGCAUGUUGCGCAUUACAAAUUUACACUAACAACGUUUUUUUCUUGGAUACGGCGCCGCUGGCGACCAGUGUCCGGACAAGGAGGAAAAGUGCACCGAGUGCGACGAGGGCUACAAGCUGGGCGUACCCUAGUGAAAAGUAUCGUACUCGUAUUGCAAUCGUGCAUUACAAAGUCUUUUCGUAAGGUAAAUCCGCAUUACAAAUUUUUAUUUUUCAUGCUGAGGAAACUUGUAAUGCAUUCAUACGAGUACGAUACUAUUUUGCAAUGCAUAGGGCGCCACCAGCGGCAAGUGCGAUGAGUGCGCCGAGGGGUUCGAGGACUCCGCGGGUGAGUGCGUGGCAGCUUCUCUCGCCCCUUUGGCGGAGCCUCCGUAUUGUGAGGAAAAAUCCCCCUACUUCCCCAUAUGGAAAACGCAUCCGUCUCAGAAUUUGUGAUGCAGAUUUGUGACCACAAAUCCUGUCUGUCUUGCAAGAAGGCAAGAAGCCCAGAGUAGAGUCCGCCACAUUAUGCAGGCGGUUUGUGAUGCUGCUCGCCUUACAGCAUAGAAGACAUUGGUUAUGCUAGUUGCCUAAGUCAAAACCUCUCAGCUCAGGCUUGGCGUAUGCCUGCAAUUCUCCACUGCAAGACAAAUCCGAUCUGUGUACGGAACUCCAGCAUCAGAAAUUUCGUUUUGAUAUGGGGAGGGGGCAUUUUUCCUUUUGAUACUCCGAGCGAAAAACUGUGCGGAGAAGGCAGUUGUUUAUGCAUUGCAAAUACUUGUGUCUGGGUCUGGAAGGAUGCAAGUUGUGAUGCUAAUUCUGGAUCGUGCAAAAAUGUGUGUUGCAUGAAUGCCAAAAGCUGUCCACUUUUGACCAAGUAGAGUUAGAGAGGAAGUUUCUCAUGCAGGAUCAUAGGCAUGAUAGGGAUCAUCUCACAGAAUCUGUCAUGCUAGGUCCUGCAUUCCAGACGACAUGGAUCAUGGAAAAUCAGCAUGACAAGCCUCGGAAUUAUCUUGAUAAUCCAGACCCCGACACGACAUUUGCACUGGAUAUUGUUUUCUCGAAGUCAAUGACGACCCAGAGGGGCAGCCGGCAGAACGAGAGGACGCGUUUCUCAUGUUGUAAACAAGUUUUGGAACAACAUACAAAAACAUUUGCCCAUUUCGUGGAGAAGAACGAGGGCAGAGUCAAGUACUAGAAAUUAUGACUCAAGAACAACGGGAGGAAAUGAAUUCUGCACUGUAUCUAUGCAAGAAAAAAACUGUGUAAGUGUAACUCUGUAAUGCAGAAUAUGCAACAGACUUACGCCUGUCAUGCCACACAACCACGAAGCUCUUUUUUCAUGUGUGUUUUCCCUUACAAGCCGCGCAUGACAGGUUUUCUCUGUCAUGUAGAGCAAAUUUGUGAUGCUGUCAGCCAAAGAAAGUUACACUUACACAGUUUUUUUCUUGGAUAGUAUCCGAUACAAUUCGACCUGUAUUCGUUCUUGAAGAAGCUCCUGCUGGCGGCCUAAGGCAUGGCUAAAGGU